UCAAACCCUCUCAAAAUGGCGUCUCAGCUGCGUACACAACCAAAAAACAUAACCAUCCACCACAAAACCGCCACUUACUCCGCCUACGACGUAACAUGUUUCGGUCACCACGUCCGAACCAUCGUAACAAGCUGCCCAAACAUAGUAACAAAAUGGAUAACCCAUAUCCAAUCCAAUAACCCAUCAACCAUAGUAGGGUUAGACACCGAAGGGCUCAACCCAAUUAAAAUCUUACAACUUUGUGUGGGACCCAAUUGUCUGAUCUACAAACUUAUUCAUACCACGUCAAUCCCUCAAAUCCUCGUCGAUUUUUUAAAAGAAUCGACGUGGAAAUUCUCAGGUGUCGGAGUUUUAGGUGAUCAUAAGCGACUUCUUAGAGACUAUGAAUUGGAUUUGGGAAUUACGAUCGACGUAAGUAAAAUUGCGGCGGAGGCGGAUUUGGUUCGGGUUAACGCCGGAUUGAAGGCGGUAACAAAGGCCGUUUUAGGGUGGGAAAUGGAAAAGCUUAAGGAAAUUACAAAGAGUAAAUGGGAAAAAGAAAUUCUUGAUGAUAGUCAAGUGUUUUAUGCUUGUGUAGAUGCUUUUGUUGGUUACCAUAUUGGUAUAAAGCUUAUAGUUGGUGAUGAAUGUGUUCAUGAUUAUUGUAUUCAUCAUCAACUUUUUGGUGAUCAAUUUGAUUAA
Messenger RNA from Amaranthus tricolor (Joseph's coat), 681 nucleotides. RefSeq lists its product as uncharacterized. The record is from RefSeq and is a predicted model, not a curated record. The transcript has a single exon. The coding region runs from base 16 to 681 and encodes 221 amino acids. NCBI's taxonomy places the organism in Eukaryota, Viridiplantae, Streptophyta, Magnoliopsida, Caryophyllales, Amaranthaceae. Gene Ontology annotation, cellular component: nucleus; cytoplasm. Gene Ontology annotation, biological process: nucleobase-containing compound metabolic process. Gene Ontology annotation, molecular function: nucleic acid binding; 3'-5' exonuclease activity.